AUGGAUGAUACAGAAAACCGGGAAAACACGGUGGCCCACUCACGGCAGUGGGGCUUUCGAAUCGGACGGCGUACACAAUCGUUUUCAACGACAACAGCGACGACGACCGCGUCAACCGAGACAGCGAGCAGCGAUAGCACCACCACCACCGGCAGCAGCAGCACCAGCACCAGCACACCACCAGCACACCACCAGCAGCAGCAGCAACAGCCGGCCGUGUUUGGUGGACGCACGCGGAACACACGACGGCGGGACACGACGGGACGACGUCAUUUCCCGGAGAGAGCACUUUCGGCACGCGCAUUCCCGUCGGCGCUUUCCGGAGACCGAUUCGCCGCCGUCGCCGCCACCACCGCCGGCGCGUACAACAACAAAUCACCAGCACCCCACCACCACCACCACCACCACCACCACCAUCACCGCCACUCGCUGUUCCACGCGCCCACCAAUACCACCGAACCCUUCCCGCAUCGAGACCCAAACCACCACCCUCACGGCCGACCAUCACUCCGACCCCACCGACCCACGAGCCCCGGCCACAUCCCUCCGCACCGCCAGAGUCAUCGAGUCGACUGCGUCGCUGCCGCCGCAGGUGCGUGGUACAAAGGUUUCGACGUGGAGCGGGGCGGGGGGCCAGGGGGAGAUAGUAUAGCUGUAAUAUACCCCCCACCUGUACGUAAUAUAAUUACGCGGUGGUAA
Messenger RNA from Rhopalosiphum padi (bird cherry-oat aphid), 699 nucleotides. RefSeq names its product SKI family transcriptional corepressor 2-like. Lineage: Eukaryota; Metazoa; Arthropoda; Insecta; Hemiptera; Aphididae. The coding region runs from base 1 to 699 and encodes 232 amino acids. The record is from RefSeq and is a predicted model, not a curated record. The transcript is spliced from 2 exons.